AUGAGAGUUGGGCUUAACAAUGUCGGUUUAUUCGUUGAAUUCAUUGAAUUCACUGGAUUCUUUUUCACCAUCGGUCUCCAGGGUGUUGCAGCGCAGGACAUCAUCUGCGCCGUCAGUGAAUCGCGAGGCGUCUCAUCCACCGUUGGCCUCGCAUUUGUCAACCUUGCAACAGCUGAAGCAGUGCUCUGUCAGAUAUGUGACAGCCAGACUUAUGUCAAGACAAUCAUCAAGAUUGGUGUUUUUGAACCCAGCGAAAUUCUGUUCAUGAACACUGCCAAAGAGUCGAAGCUCCGUUAUAUCAUUCAAGAAAAUCUGCCAGAUCCUAUCUUCACCUUCCUGGACCGCAGAUGGUGGUCUGAAAAGACAGGUCACGAGUAUGUGGAUCGGCUGGCUUUUCCAGAGGAAGUCGACUCGCUCAAGGUAACUCUGGGCGGGAACUAUUUCGCCGCGUGUUGCUUCGCUGCAGUUCUCAAGUAUGUUGAGGUCGAACUCCAGCGGUCUUUUACCACGCACUCUCUUCGGAUACGCUUCGAACCGUCCCAGGGGUCCAUGACAAUUGACUUGGCGACUAUUGUAUCCCUCGAACUUAUCCAGAAUCUGCAAAAUGCGAAGUCUAAAGAAAGUUUGUUUGGCCUAUUGAACGAGACAUUGACGCCUAUGGGAGCCAGACUACUCCGAGCUAGCAUCUUGCAGCCUUCAACAGAACGAGUCAAGUUGACAGCCAGAUACGAUGCUGUGGAAGAUCUGGCCACCAAAGAGGAUAUGUUUGUCUCUGUGAGGCAGGCUCUCAAGGGUUUUAUUGAUGCAGAUAAAGUGUUAACUGCGAUCGUCUUGGUCCCCACCAAGCGAACAAUUCAAUAUGUCGAGCAGUCCGUUAACAAUGUCAUCAUGCUGAAGGCUUAUGUGUCUGCGAUCAAAAACAUCUUCCAAGCGCUUGGAGCAGCACAAAGCGAUUUGCUGCUUACCAUACGCGAAUUAUGCGCCCCUGAGGGGCAUCGUUCAAUUGAGGAGCUGAUUGACGCAACUUUGAAUGAGCAUGUAGCCUACCAGUCAAAGCCGCUUGAUCUGAGGAACCAGCGCAUUUACUGUGUCAAGGCCGGCGUCAACAGUCUAUUGGAUGUUGCGAGGCAGACCUACAAAGAGGCAAAUGCAGACGCCUUGGAACUGAUUGAAAAAUUAUCAGGCAUUUGCGAUAUGGUCUUGGACUUGAAGUAUGACACAGCUCGGCAAUACUACAUCUGUAUACCUGCUACAGAAUCAGGUCCACUUCCCGACAUUUUCAUCAAUGUUUACCGCAAGCGAAACCGCAUUGAGUGCCAGACAUUGGAUUUGGUCAAGCUCAAUCAAAAGAUCACAGAUGCCCACAGCGAGGUGAUCAAUAUGAGCGACCAGACAAUCCAGGGCCUGCUCCGAGACGUGUGCACUGAAGUAUCCGGGCUCUUUCGUGUCAGUGAAGCGAUCGCAAUGCUAGACAUGCUCGCAGCAUUCGCUCAGCUGGCAACGAACAAUGAGUACAUCAGACCAGAGCUGACCGACACUCUCGCCAUCAAGGCGGGACGUCAUCCGAUUCGAGAACAGAUUCAUAGCAGCAAGUUCAUCCCAAACGACGCAUAUGCAACACCGCAAACAAGGUUCCAGAUCAUCACAGGCUGCAACAUGAGCGGCAAAUCGACCUACAUCCGCUCACUAGCCCUGAUUACAGUCAUGGCGCAGAUAGGCUGCUUUGUCCCAGCUCAGUAUGCCUCCUUCCCUAUCUCCCACCAGCUCUUCGCCCGCGUCGCGACGUCAGAUGAUCUAGACGCCAACGUUUCGACCUUCGCAGCAGAAAUGCGGGAGAUGGCAUUCAUCCUUCGUAACAUCCAGCCACGCAGUAUGGUCAUCAUUGACGAGCUAGGUCGCGGCACUAGCACAACCGACGGCCUUGCUAUUGCCGUCGCGCUAGCAGAAGCACUAAUCUCCAGUAAUGCCCUCGUCUGGUUUGUCACGCACUUCCACGACCUGGCGCAGAUUCUCGCCGAGCGCAGCGGUGUGAUCAAUCUCCACUUAGCAGCAGACAUCGCUCCCGACGCAUCCAAGAUGACCAUGCAGUACCGCAUUGCAGAAGGUCCUGUUCCAGAUCGUCGGUAUGGGCUCGUCCUCGCAAAGCUCGCUGAUCUUCCACCUGCUGUCUUGGAUAAAGCGCGCUCCGUCUCAGAGGCAAUGGACCAGCUGGCUAAGCAUAGGAACAGCCCAUCGCGUGCUGUCGCUAUUGCCCAGAAGCGGAAGUUGCUUUUGUCUCUGCGUGAACAGUUGUUCCUUGCCCGUGACGGCACGAUGGAUAACGCUAGUCUUCGGGCUUUGUUGAUUAAACUGCAGGAUGACUUUGUGCUGCGCAUGGCUGCUAUCAACAGAGAAAUGGCACUGUACCCCGAUGAUGAAAGUGAGACAAAGGCUCCUACUGAACCUGUUUCCAACUUGUCGGUUCAUACACCUGAAACCCAAGCGUUGGGUUCAAGUGAGAGUACCGAGGGAAUGGACAACACACGGGUGCCUGAGCCUAUUCUGAUCGAAUCCGAUUUGGAUUCUGCAUCCGAGAAUAUCUCUGACAACGAUAGUGUGGUGUUGAUCUGA
This is a messenger RNA of Penicillium mononematosum, 2610 nucleotides long. Its product is annotated as MutS family protein MSH4. NCBI's taxonomy places the organism in Eukaryota, Fungi, Ascomycota, Eurotiomycetes, Eurotiales, Aspergillaceae. Gene Ontology annotation, biological process: mismatch repair; reciprocal meiotic recombination. Gene Ontology annotation, cellular component: nucleus. Gene Ontology annotation, molecular function: ATP binding; mismatched DNA binding; ATP-dependent DNA damage sensor activity. Bases 1 to 2610 code for a protein of 869 amino acids. The record is from RefSeq and is a predicted model, not a curated record. The transcript is spliced from 7 exons.